AAGCACGGGCACGCAAGACCUUGACUCCAUCGAUCCCAGGCAAGGCACCGAACCCACGCCCAUGGCGGCAGCAGCAUCGGUUGCCGGCCGCCGCCUUCCCCGCCUCGCCCUUUACCUUCCCCUGCGUCUCGCGCGAAAGGUGCCCGGGCCCUCUGGCGGUGGCGCAAGUGCGAUCGCUGGCAGGGAGCUCCCCCCCCCUUUGGUGUUUGCGGGGGUGGAGGUUUCGCUCCGCGACCUGGGAGCCGACGACGCGGAGCGGGCCGCAUCCGUCGACCUGCUGGCCCGCGCCGGAUUUGACGCGGUGGUCCGCAUCGAUACCAGCAUCCACCCGUCCGGGGUGCGGAGCGCGAGCCGUUCAGCCGCCGCAAUGGCGUCCCGGUCGGUGUCGGACCACCUGGAAUCCUUCGCACGGCAGCUGGAGGCCGUUUCGGGCCUCGGCGGGGGCGUGGCGCACGUCACCGUGGAUUGCCGCGGUGGCUGCGACAGCGGGGACGCGGGCCACCGCCGCAACCGGGCCGUCCCCUUUGUCUGGAACGAGGACACGGCCCUGGAGUACGUCCUCGGGGCGGUCCCUCUUUCCGCGCGGUUCCUCGAGGACCACCCCUUCAUCGGCGAGCGCGGGAACGAAACCGACGGCAUGGGGGGAUCCCCGUCCCACCUCACGGGGAUCACCCACGAAUACUACGAUGCGUCCAACGCAACAGCGACAACCACCGGGAACGCCGGUGGCAGCAGGGUAUUGCUGAACAACCUCGAUAUCACCAGGCACUUGCUGGAAAUCCUGCCCCCCCUUCGGUUGUCCAUGGACGAUGCAUCGGGGCGCCAUCCGUACCACCGCGAUUCUUCCGCAAUGACGAACGAGGGAACCAACGACAACCACGGCGACGAGGCAGAAGCCUUCUGCCUGGAAGUCUUGCCCCACAUCGAUCUCAUCCGCACCAAAGCCGCCGCGGCACCGAUCGCGCCGCCUGCGUCCUUGGACCAACCACGCAAGGAUCGCAAUGCUUCGGCAUCCGAAACCACAACGGAUACUGCGUUUUGCAUUCCACCCCACAGGGCCUCCCUGUGGAAGGACCUCUGGACCCGCAAGGAAGCCCGUGGGGUGCAAGAAGUGGCCAUGAUUCUCGAAGACAGCGAUUUCUAUGGCAACCAGGGCAAUCUUGUUGCUGCUACAAGCGAAACACGAGCGGAAGAACAAGACGAAAACGAGAGGGAGCGACGACUGAACGGGUUUGCUCGGGAGAUUCACGGGUGUUUCGAGCAUUGGUCGUCUGGAUUUUCACCAACUAGCUAGAUUGCUGCUAGCCCACAAGACAGCCUCCACCGCACCCGUGCCGUGUGUGCGUACACACUCACCCG
Pseudo-nitzschia multistriata is the source of this 1359-nucleotide messenger RNA. The record is from the annotation of a GenBank genome assembly. Lineage: Eukaryota; Bacillariophyta; Bacillariophyceae; Bacillariales; Bacillariaceae.